AUGCCGAAGAGAAAGCCAAAGAGGCGAUCAGCACAGCUGUCAGCUAAACCUGCUACUGUCAAAGCUGAAAAAAAGCCAACAAAGCCAGCUUUCAAGGAAAAGUCUGAGCAAAAGAAAGCCCAGACAAAAGGGAAAAAAGAACCAAAAGGGAAACAAACUGAAGAGGUUAACAAAGAGGAGAUAAAGGACAAAUUGCCUGAAGAAAAUGGAGAAGUAAAGCAUGAUGAGGUCCCAAUAUCCCAUGCAGCAGGAGAGAAAGAAGCAAAAUCUGAGUAACAACUUUGUACAAACUCUUUAAUUGUUGGUUCUUAUACCGUUACCUUGUACAAUUCAGAGGAAUAUUUUUAUCAACUAUUUUGUAUAUCCAAGUUUUUUUAGUAGAUUUAGAAAACACAUUUUUUUAAACAUGAGGGGAUCUGCCACAUACUCUAUUUAAUGUAGUUCGGUGUCAAUGCUUUAUUUUAAAAGGUUAUGAUCAUGUACCAGUUUAUGCUGUGCAUACAACCAGCAAUUAAUGGAACAUUGAAUUAAGGAGAUUUUUUUUAAAAAUGGCUACUUUAUGGCAACAUUCUGUGCAUGUUUACUUAGAAGCAAGUCCCACUGAGUUUAGUGGAACUUACUCUUUCCCCGAUUUGCAUAGGAUUGUAGCAGCUUAACAUUCCAUAGGCCAGGGUGGGCAAUUGUAAUUUACUUGUGUUGCUUGAACCUAUCUUUAUGCAGAAAUUCACUCAUCCUGAAUUUAGCUUUGUUUCCUUAAAUGUUUAGCCAAUGUACUUGCAAAGAUAAAUUUGGAAACACUUAGUGUACAUAAGUAUCAUCUCUCUGAAGGGAAACAAAUUGCUCACCCAUGCUGCAGCCUGAAGGACCGCUUUUAUAAAUUGUUACCAGAAACAUGUCACAAUGGCAAAAUGGUAUGUGCUAAGAAAAUGCCUUCAAACUAACUUAGUCAAUUUGUCCUGAAUAGGAAGCUUGCUAAGUGAAAACUGUUACCUAGUAUCAGAUCUCUUUUUCAGAUUUAUUUUUUCUGGGGCAGUUAUUUUUAGUAGAGGUGAAAACUUUCUUCCACAACAGCUUUCCAUGAGGGGAUGCUGAAAAGUUCUCAACCAAACCCACUUCUCAAAAUCUGAUUAUUUUGUCACUGUAGGAAGAAAGUGUUAUUUUAUAUUGUAAAAUGCCAGUGUGCAGGAUUGUAGAGCUAAUUUUUGAAUGUUGUUCAGAUCAUUGGCAAAAGUGUGUCAAUGAAAUAUGUGGAAUUUUCAAGUGUUGAACUCCAGGUCAUCAUGAAGUUCCUGUUCCAAAAUGCCAAAGGAAAUUCAUGAGUGUAUGAUGCAAAGAUUGAGAAGUGCUCAUCAUACUCAACUGUGAAGAAGUGUUGUGCCAACUUUCAGCGUGAAGGUUUUGAGCCUGAAGAUGCAGUGGGAUCUGGAAGGCGUUCAGCAGUGUCAACUCCUGAAAUUGUUGAUCAUGUUCAAUCUGAUUUUGGCAGAUUGGCAAAUUUUGGCUAAAACAAUUGCUGAGACACUUGAGAUAUUCAGGGGAUGUGUUGCAUUUAAACUUCAUGCGUAGUGUAUAUGCAGAAGCUCUCUCAGCCAAGUGGGUUCCAAAAUGUUUGAAUGCUGAUGAGAAACAAAACCAUGUGUUGUGAAAUAUCUUGAUGUAUAGUAUGCGUGCUGUUCAAGUACUGAGUAGAUAAAUUUUCUGGUUAAAGAGAGGUAACUAUAUAUGACAGCUUUUUGAGACACUGGUACUUUUCUUCUUUGAAUGAAAGUUGUUGUAACUCAUCAGAUUACUGUCUCUGUGGUUCAGCAAACAAGAUGUAAUAAAAUAUUGGUUACAUUUUUUUUCAACUUGACUGAAAGCUAUCUUGCAUGGAGAUAUUAAAAACAUGCAAAUGCAUAUAAAAAUGGUUUUCUCUUUGGAAA
Molecule: messenger RNA, 1922 nt
Organism: Varanus komodoensis (Komodo dragon)
Lineage: Eukaryota; Metazoa; Chordata; Lepidosauria; Squamata; Varanidae
Gene: HMGN1
Product: high mobility group nucleosome binding domain 1
Exons: 5
Coding region: 1-276 (91 amino acids)
Biological process (GO): chromatin organization
Cellular component (GO): chromatin; nucleus
Molecular function (GO): nucleosomal DNA binding
Source: RefSeq, a predicted model, not a curated record